Messenger RNA from Trypanosoma grayi, 564 nucleotides. RefSeq lists its product as hypothetical. The record is from RefSeq and is a predicted model, not a curated record. The transcript has a single exon. Lineage: Eukaryota; Euglenozoa; Kinetoplastea; Trypanosomatida; Trypanosomatidae. Bases 1 to 564 code for a protein of 187 amino acids.
AUGUUGACUACGACGAUGAUGCGGAUGCGGCACGUGUCUUUUGUGUUGGUCCUCGCGCUGUGCUGGGCGUGCAGCAGGGCUGCUGCGGAGGACGGGAAGCCGGCAGCAGGAUUGGGUCUGGGCACAGAAGCUCAGCUGACUGGAGCGAUUGAAGUAGACGGUGGUGACAACGAUGGUGAUGGAAGUAUACCGGAUUCUUCUAACGAGAAUCAAAAUGAACACAGUGAAAAAAAGGACACCCCUAAGAAUUGUGGUGCUCAGACCGGCGGUAUUGCCGGUAGAUGCACUGCAAACGGGACCCAAGGUAAUGGCGCUUCAAGGCGUGAGGGCGAAAGCCCAAAUGCACAUGUUUCAAGCCAACGCCUUGACAAGGAGAAACAACACCUUGCUUCAGGCGAUGGUGGAAUGCCGAGAAAGGAGGAAGGACCUCGUGGACAAGAAAACUCAGAUGCUCACGUAACUGGUGUGACUAUUCCAACGGGUGGGGCAACACCCAAUAAAGCCGCGUGCCAUGGCAGUGAUGGGAACCCGAACGCUAAUGCCAAUUGUCAUACAACAGGAUAA